Messenger RNA from Cyprinus carpio (common carp), 1110 nucleotides. RefSeq names its product 5-hydroxytryptamine receptor 3A-like. The record is from RefSeq and is a predicted model, not a curated record. The transcript has 6 exons. Gene Ontology annotation, molecular function: neurotransmitter receptor activity; extracellular ligand-gated monoatomic ion channel activity; transmembrane signaling receptor activity. Bases 1 to 1110 code for a protein of 369 amino acids. Gene Ontology annotation, biological process: signal transduction; monoatomic ion transmembrane transport; regulation of membrane potential. NCBI's taxonomy places the organism in Eukaryota, Metazoa, Chordata, Actinopteri, Cypriniformes, Cyprinidae. Gene Ontology annotation, cellular component: membrane; synapse; neuron projection.
AUGUGGUCAUCCUCAGGAGCCCCAAAUGAGAUGUUGGGAACCUGCAUAAGUGACAACCAAGCCCCAAGCACAUAUUAUCUUUAUCUUUACAACAACGGCAAAGCAGAAGAUCGGCUGCCAAUCCACGUGAUCAGCUCCUGCAACCUAGACAUCUACACCUUUCCAUUUGACAUUCAAAACUGCACGUACACAUUUGGCUCUUACAAGCAUACAAUUCGAGAUGUUCACAUAUUAUUCUCAGAGCCAGGAGAGGCCACACUCAAAAAAUCUCUACAGUACAUGGAGACAAAAGGAGAGUGGCAACUGACUGACGUGAUCGCCAGAAAAUCUGCCAACUCAUCAUACUUUAACAUGGACGGAUUGGACAAAUGGGAUGAAAUAAUUUACCAUAUCGUCCUGAAGCGCAGACCAACUCUGUAUGUGGUGAACCUGCUGAUCCCCAGCUACUGCCUGAUUACCGUAGAUCUGUUCAGCUUCCUCCUGCCUCCUCAGAACACGGAUCGCUCUGCCUUUAAAAUGACCUUGAUCUUAGGCUACACCGUCUUCCUCCUCCUCAUGAACGAUCUGCUUCCUGUUACAGGAGACACCAUCCCGCUUAUAAAUGUGUUUUUCUCUCUGUGUUUAGCGCUGAUGGUGGCCAGUCUAUUGGAGACAAUUGUCAUUACUAAUAUUCUUUGUGGCUCGAGUGAUUAUCCCCCUCUACCAAACUGGGUUAAAGUGUUGUUCCUGCAUUACCUGGCUCGACUGGUUUGCUUGCGCAAGAAAGUCUCUGACCAGAAUUCUGACCCUCAAAAAAACACCAAAGGCACAAUUUCCUGUUCACUUGAGAAAGAAAUUAGCCAAAUUAGAUACCCAGAAAAAGGCAUUAAAUCCCCAUUAAAUCAUGAGCAAGAGCUGAAAGAACUGAGGAAUAUACACAAAGACGUACUCACCAUUCGCCAACAAGUGGACAAGCAUUUCUCCACUGAUCAGAACUCAGAGGAGUGGAUACACUUGGGGGAGGUCAUUGAUCGAUUUCUGUUCGCUUUGUAUGUUAUUUUCCUCACCGUCAGCUUCUUCACCAUAUUAAUAUUCUGGAUGUACUGGUACAGUUUUGACAAAAAAUCAUAA